GGGUCAAUGGGAGGAGGGAUGAGGAAGCCGCUGUUGCAUCCGUGACGGGCGCCUGAGGAGCCGGCGCUUGGGACAGCCCCUUUGCUGCUGGCUCGGGGGGAGGGAGAGGAGGAGGAGGAGGAGGAGGAAGAAAAAGGAGGAAGGAGGAGGAGUGAGCAAGCGCGGCCAUGAGCUCAGCCCCGGCCCCCGGCGCCGCCUGAGGAGCCCCGGCCCCCUCCCCGAGGCCUCCGCCGCCGCCAUGGCCCACUCCCCGGUGCAGGCGGGCCUGCCGGGCAUGCAGGGGACACUGAACCCAGAAGAUGGUACGAGUUCACUGGGAAUUUGGAAGCAUGUCUUGGAGAUCCAUCUUAUUGAUAAAGAACUAAAAGUUUCGUAUGCUGAAUCCCAGAUAAAUGCAGUUUCCUUGAAAACUCUGAAGGCAGAUCCGGAAGAACUGUUUACAAAACUGGAGAAAAUUGGUAAGGGCUCUUUUGGUGAAGUUUUCAAAGGAAUUGACAAUCGGACUCAGAAAGUGGUUGCUAUAAAAAUUAUUGAUCUAGAAGAAGCAGAAGACGAAAUAGAAGACAUCCAACAAGAGAUCACAGUGCUGAGUCAAUGUGACAGUCCAUAUGUAACUAAAUAUUACGGAUCCUAUUUAAAGGAUACAAAGUUAUGGAUAAUAAUGGAAUAUCUGGGUGGAGGCUCUGCACUUGAUCUACUAGAACCUGGCUCACUUGAUGAAACCCAGAUCGCCACAAUACUGAGGGAGAUACUCAAAGGACUUGAUUACUUACACUCAGAAAAGAAAAUCCACAGAGAUAUUAAAGCGGCUAAUGUAUUGCUAUCUGAACAAGGAGAAGUAAAACUGGCAGAUUUUGGAGUAGCAGGACAACUAACAGAUACACAAAUAAAGAGGAAUACCUUUGUGGGAACACCCUUUUGGAUGGCACCCGAAGUCAUAAAGCAAUCUGCAUAUGAUUCAAAGGCAGAUAUCUGGUCAUUAGGCAUAACGGCUAUAGAACUUGCAAAAGGAGAACCACCUCAUUCAGAAUUACAUCCGAUGAAGGUUUUGUUCCUCAUUCCUAAGAACAAUCCACCAACGUUGGAAGGAAACUUCAGUAAAUCCCUCAAAGAAUUUGUUGAGGCCUGCUUGAACAAGGACCCAAGCUUUAGACCUAGUGCAAAGGAACUCUUAAAACACAAAUUUAUUUUACGAAAUGCAAAGAAAACUUCCUACCUGACUGAACUUAUUGAUAGGCACAAGAGGUGGAAAUCUGAACAAAGUCACGAUGACUCCAGCUCUGAUGACUCAGAUACUGAACCAGAUGGCCAGGCUUCAGGUGGGAGUGAUUCAGGAGAGUGGAUCUUUACAAUAAGAGAAAAAGACCCCAAGAAUCUAGAGAAUGGAGCAGCCCAGCCUUUGGAGUUCCAAAGAAAUAAGGAAAAGGACAUCCCAAAGAGGCCUCUAUCCCAAUGCCUGUCUACAGUUAUAUCCCCUUUAUUUGCAGAGUUGAAAGAGAAAAGUGAAGUGUGUGGUGGUAACACAGAUUCCAUAGAAGAACUGCGAAAGGCGAUUUAUUUAGCUGAAGAGGCUUCUCCAGGCAUUGCAGAUAACAUGGUGUCACACCUUGUGCAGAGGCUUCAGAGAUACUCACUAGCUGGAGGAAGUACUUCAUCCUACUGAAGUACUCUUUCUGACUUUUCUAAGACAACGGAGAUCCAAUGGUGUCUGCAGUGAAGAAGCGCGUCCUGAAGUCGUUCUCCCCUCAGUCACCAGAAUGUCCUUUGGCGGAAGGAUGUUCCUAAACGUGCAAGAGUGAAAAUGAAGUCUCUCAGAUGGAGGCAGUCUUUUUCAGCUCCUUAAAGCUAUAGUUUUUUUAAUGACAAUGCACAUAUUCCAGGGAGGUGUCUUUUUGUAAAAUUUGCAAUGUAUAUUUAGGUUUGUGAUAGAGAAAUUGAAGAUAUUGAGAAACCUCAGGUAUCUUGCUUUAAGAAUUCCACUGGGAGAUGGCGUAUGUUUGUUGGAGUUGUGUACAGAUAUGUAUAUAAUGUCUUUUUUUUAAAUGAGAGCCUUUCAACGUGCAUAAGGAAUCACUGUGUACAAAAUGGUAAAGUGCUUCUGUAGAUAAUGUUAGUGGGGUAAAUAUUUGACAGGCCAUAACUGAGUAUUGCCUUGCCUUUAUUACAUGUAAAUCUUGAAUUACGUGAUAAGUGAGUCUUGGAUUGAUUUUUUUUGUAUGUGAAGGAUUUGCCAUUGAAAGAUAGUUAAUCCUGUACAAUGGAACCUUCUAUUCGUACCUCAGCAAAGACACAAUUUUAUUCUGUUUCUCCAGUACUUCUUCCUUUUUAUCUAUAUUCAGAGUGUGACUUUCUGAUUAUGGUACUACUUCUGGUUGUUUUAAAUUGAAUACACCUUGUCUCUCAAAGCUUUAAAUUUAAAUUAUUCUGUUUUGUUUUUGUUUUUUCUUCCUAUAGAAUGAGCUCUUUCAUGUCUUCAGUUUUAAAUUGUGCCAAUGCAAAUUCUGAACCAUAUGUAUUGUUCAAUUUUAGUAAUAGAUACUUGUGAAGCUUGUAGUGAAAAUUCAGAUAAAAUCUCUUUUCCACCUAAACACACUCGAAUGCUCACACAAAUAAAUUUUUUUUUUGCAUUUAUUCUGAAAACUCAUCAAGAUGUUGGCUCUAAGACAGUGGCAAAUGUUUCUUCAUUACGCCUAUUUUUGUCAUUAAAAUUAAUGUCUUGCAGCGUAAGAGAAAAAUGAUCCAUGUAUUCAGUGUUUCGUCUUGCUGCCUAAAUCUGUGCAUCCUUUUACUGAAAGUGAUAGAAAUCAGACAGAAGGACUGCAAAACUGAGCCAAGAGUGGUAUAUGCUAUGUCCUAUUACUAACCCUGGAGGAAAAAAAAGAAAAAAAAGAAAUUUUUUGAAUUCUAAAAUUCCAAGUAUUCCUGUGACAGCUCCUGGAUAGCUGACUUAAGCUUUUAAAUUUCCUUGGAAAUAGUAAUAUUAUUCACAGAGCUGAUUAGGUGGCUUUUUUCCCCACCUACAAUGUUACUUUAAUGUUUACCUUGGCAUGUUUCAUCCAGGCUAUGUGCAGGCGCUUAUUCUUCUGGUACCUAAGAGACCAUUUUUUCAUUUAAUGGAAAUAAAAUGAUGAUUUUAGGUUUUAGACAGUGAGAUAUCUGUUUAAGUGUGUUUUUUGUUGUUUUUUUUUUAAUAAAGGUACAAGAUUUUGAGCAAAGGAUUAAAAUAAGCAUAGGCAUAUCUGUCUGGCUUCGUAUAAGAAGACUCCGUCUCUAAUCAUUCUGGAUCUGAUGAGAUUGUUGUGGAGGACUUCACAGCACCAUGCUAGCCAUUAUUAUAUGAAUAUUUGUAGCCUUAAUAAUUAAGUAAUUUAACAGUGUUAAAGACGCUGUUAUGCUAACAGAGCUGUGAAACUCUGAGCAGGCUAAAAAAAAAAAUAGUUCAAAGAAAUGGGUAUCUCAUUCCUGUAGCCAUGUUCUUAGACACAACACAUUUGCCAGCGUGGUUUUUCGUUAUGGUUAAGCGAAUUUAAGAUAAAUUGAACAAUGCAUAAAUUUGAGCGGUGUUUUGUAACUCCUCUUUGAUCGGUAUCAUUAAACAUGUUUUCUGUGCUCUUAAACUUGAAGGCUAGGCUUACCCUCCAGGAAAUGAAGUCAGCUCUGUCGUGAGAUGUGCAGCUGAAUGCUGUGCAGUGGGAAAUUCACCUUUUGACAUCUCUGUGUCAGAACAUUCAGCCAUCUGAUAAAUACGUGCUGCUAUAGCAUGUGGAAAGAAAUAGAUGCGUUUGCAUUCAAAAUAGAAAUAGAAAAAUGGAAGCUGUCAGUGUAAGCACUUGAAAUUAAAGUUAGCUUCCUUGGAGUUGCGUAGACCUCAGAGAUUCAGCAGAGAUGUUAAAUGUAUGGUGGUAGCUGGAAUCUCAAGAAUUUCUCAAUCAGGAAAUUGCAUGAAGUCCUAAGGUACGUCGUUCUUGACCAAUCGUUUAAAAAGAAAUAAAUACAUAUAUUUUUAAGUUACAUAUUUUGUUGCAUUCCGGGAUUGUGUGUUGAGGAAAUACUUCUCCAUUUGAGUAGGUGGUGACAGAAUUUGCUUGAUGGUUGUAUCCUUUGGUUUGGGAGCUUGAAAUAAGUAAGACACACAGCAAGGCUGCAUAGCCAAAAGGCUGGGACAUUCACAAAAAGACAAGACCUUGUUUAUGGUAGAGAUGUGUAUUUUUAUAUGUAAUAUAUAGAUUAUUUAAAUAUAGACUAUCUUAAAGUGAGAUUCACUGACAAAAAGUGUGCUGUAUCUUGAAUGUAAAAUUACAAUCAUUUGCUAUUGGAAAGUAUUGAUGCUUUAAAAAUGAGAACUGUAUUGGUAACAGAAGAAGAGCUUCAUUUGAAAGAAGCGUGGCCUCGGUUUCUGACAGAAAAAUAAGGGUAUUGAUAUUUUUGAGAGGUUGUCUCAUGCUGAAAACAUUCGUUAUAAAGUUGCGCCGACCUUUUUAUUUUUAAUAUUUGCAGGCGAUGCAUCUUCAUUCAGUCUUGACUAUACUAAGCAACAGGUUAGCCCUAUUUAUGCAAACAGUAGAACUGCUUACUUGUCAGGGAUUUCAAGAUUUAAGCGUUCAAUAAACUCACUUUCUGUUUAAAGAGAAAACAAACCCAGUCAUUUGCACUGAAGGCUUGCUUUUUGUAACGAUCAGAUGUGUAAUCUAUUUUUUUAACUUAAUUUUCCUCGCAGUUGCACUUUGUAGUUGGUCACCGGUUUACUAAAGCACGAAGACGCGAUCAGUGUAGUAGAGGAUGCUUUCGGUAGCUGACAGAGCAGUGCUUUCCUGAAGUGCCAUGGCUUCCUUGCCGCUCCAAACGUUUUGCAGAUGUGGGUAAGGCCGGCUGACCCCAUGGCUCUGGGGUGGUUUUCCUGGGGCAUUCGCUUUCUCUGUAGGCGAGGGGUAAGGUAAGGGUAUGCACUUGGCUGCAAAGAAACCGGCGUCUUUGGAGUUCACCUCCUGGCCUGUCCACCCCAACUCCUUCAUCUGCCUGUGCUUUUAAUGUACGUGUGAAACGUCUGGCUUAGCUCUUACUCCUUACCAUUGUGUUAGGUGUUGUUUUUUUUUUUUUAAAGAUAACGAUACCAAUUUGUAAAGGUUUCAUGUUUUCCUUACUUUUAAGGAAAUAUUUUUUGCCUUCAAAACUAUCACCGUUGGGAGAUCAUCAGAAGUGUUAAUAAGCACAGGUACAAUGCAAGGAUGAGUACAAUCACAAUUAUUUUUGUAAGUUGCUGGGGAGGAGCUUGAAGUAUAGCACAAAUCUGCAAGCUUGCUCUUUUUAACUAUGUUUUGCAGAUGUGCUAGUAAUUGCACUGAGCAUAUGCAGUAGACAACUCGUAUGUAAUGGUUUUCUGCCUUCUUUCUAAGCAUGAUUACAGAGGACAAUUACAGUGUAUAUCUUGUUUUCUGUAACGUUGCUGCCUGUUUAUAACCAUGUACUUAACUUUUACUUUUGUCACUCGACACCAACGUAAUAAAGCUCCUUGUAAACUACAUGACCUAGAAAUAAAGAAGGAAACGUUUAAUGAAA
Molecule: messenger RNA, 5556 nt
Organism: Anas platyrhynchos (mallard)
Lineage: Eukaryota; Metazoa; Chordata; Aves; Anseriformes; Anatidae
Gene: STK24
Product: serine/threonine kinase 24
Biological process (GO): negative regulation of cell migration; protein phosphorylation
Cellular component (GO): Golgi apparatus; cytoplasm
Molecular function (GO): protein serine/threonine kinase activity; ATP binding
Source: RefSeq, a predicted model, not a curated record